Molecule: messenger RNA, 1890 nt
Organism: Gamsiella multidivaricata
Lineage: Eukaryota; Fungi; Mortierellomycota; Mortierellomycetes; Mortierellales; Mortierellaceae
Product: histidine phosphatase superfamily
Exons: 6
Coding region: 1-1890 (629 amino acids)
Molecular function (GO): inositol phosphate phosphatase activity; acid phosphatase activity
Source: RefSeq, a predicted model, not a curated record
AUGGUCGUACAGACUUGCAUGCGGCACCCGCGCCCGUCGUAUCGGCCGUGGUUCGACCUCGCUCUGCCGUGCCUGGCACUCGUCGCUAUGAUUGCGUUGCUGAGCCCCACGGUGCAUGGGCAGGCCAUGUCGCUGGAAAGCGAAGCCCAAAACGAUGGGCUGGAUGUGCCCUUGGUUCGGCCAAUGUCCGCGCCAUCCAGUUCGAAACACAGCAUUGGACUCGAGGCGGAUAUGGUCGACCGGACAGAACAGUUGAUCUAUGCACAAUCUUGGAAGACAAUCUCGUCUGUGUCCUUACACAAAGAUGAAUCCAAUUCAACUGCCGAGUCCAGACCUUUGCUUCCCCUGAACUGGAUUCGCAGACACUUGGGAACAAAGUCGCCAUAUCCGCAUCAGGACAGGCCGGUAGGCCCUCUCACGGACACUCCUGCGGGCUAUGAACUCGCGCAGUUACACUUGAUAUGCAGACAUGGUACAAGGUACCCGAGCUCCUCCAACGCAAUUGCCUUUCAGACAUUGGCUGAAAAACUUGAGCGGGUGGUCGUGCCGGGCCUCGAAUGGCUCCGGAGCUGGUCAAGCGAAAAGCUGUACCCUGUCACUAAGGGAAACCUCCUGUCGGCCAAAGGAGAUUCAGAUCUAUAUCAGAUCGGAAGUCGGUUUGCUAUCAGGUACAAGGAUUUCCUUGACCGAUAUCCCUACGAUGCCAACACCUAUGAAUUCCAGAGCUCCUCCAAAUCAAGAUGCAGCCAGUCCGCUUAUGGAUUUUCUGUGGGCAUUUUGCAGGGCCGCCAUGUAAACGAUCCAGGCGCAGAAGGACAGAUGCCCCCAGUGCAACCUGUCGACAUUUUCACGCUUCCAAUGGGUCUAGACAAAGAGAUGGCGAUGAAGUACGCGUGCCCUCGCUGGCUCGAGAGCGUCAGAGAUGGUCCUAAUGUGCUGCGUGAGGCACGAUCGUUCCAAGAAAAGUUCCUGCCUGAUUUAGCGAAGCAGCUCUCGACCAUGCUGAAUCCAAAGGAUGGCCCUAAUAUCGUCAAUAUUACCGUUAAAGAUGUGGGGACCAUCUACGGAAUUUGCGGUUUCGAGGUGGCAACUUACGACAACGAUCGGACAUGGUGCCAACUACUACAUCGAGGCACUAUGGGAGCAUCGUCGGACAACCUAGGAUCCUCGAAAUCGAACUUUUUGAAGUUAGAGAUUAAUAGUGAUUUGCGUGAUUACUAUACCCAUGGUCCUGGGGUUCCGUUCAAUCGACAUCUCGGUUGCAUGCUCGGCACCUCUUUGGUCAAUUCGAUCGAAAUGGCGCUGGAUCCGAAUGCAGAUAAUAUUGCUGCAAAUAGAAAGGGCGAUGACGAUGAUGAGGGCAACGGUCUAUUCCGAGGACUCUUCAAGUUUGGACACUCAGAAACAAUUCUCUUCUUCUCAAGCUUCCUGGGCUUGUAUGAUCGGAAUGGAAUACCUCUAAAAGGUGAUAUGACUGCGGAGGAGUACGAGAAGAGAGAAUUCCGCUCCAGCAAGAUCUCACCCUUUGCUGCCAAUAUGGCUUUCGAGGUAUAUAGACCCAAGCCCAAUAGCACAUCAGGAAAGAGACGCCUCGCGUACGAUGAUGGGUCAUCAUAUCCGCCUAUGAAAUCAGAUACGCCAAGAGGCCUAGUGCGGUUGUUGGUCAACGAGCUGCCCAGUGUCAUCCCCGGCUGUGGAUCUGAUUACUUUUGCGAGUGGGCGACCGUCAAGGAGAUAUUUCAGCGUGCUGGAGCUGGGUGUAAUUUUGAUGGAUGCUGCACUAGCCUUGACCCUUCAGCAGGCCCUGAUGCCAUCUCGUGGAAGAUGUUUGGAGCUGUGGAGGCUGCCAAUCCUGCGCCAGUCUGCUUGACAGUAGAGCCGGUUGUUUGA